AUGAGAAGAUCCUUAGGACGCAUAAGGAAUGAUCGCCCAACAAGUGCUCUUGGUGACGAAGAGCGUAUGGUUUACGAGGCUCUCUGUCGGAAUGAAGUACCGGUGAGCGAGAAAGAACUAUCAAAGCUGUAUUGCUACUACAAGCGAGAUCGACCAUUCCUGGUAUAUGCCCCGAUAAAGGUCGAAAUCAAGAGAUUCAACCCUCUUGCUGUUCUCUUCAAGGAUAUUAUCAGCGAUGAGGAGGUGGAAAUGAUACAAGAACUAGCAAAACCAAAGCUUGCUCGUGCCACUGUUCAUGAUGCGGCUACAGGAAAUCUUAUCACGGCAACGUACCGAAUCAGUAAAAGCGCUUGGCUAAAAGGAUGGGAGCAUGAGGUCGUUGACCGUUUCAACAAACGUCUUGAUAUGAUGACAAAUCUAGAAAUGGAAACUGCUGAGGAAUUGCAGAUUGCUAACUACGGUAUCGGGGGUCACUACGACCCUCACUUUGACCAUGCUCGGAAAGAUGAGGUGAAAUCUUUCGAUACUCUUGGCACAGGCAAUCGUAUCGCUACUGUUCUUCUUUACAUGUCUCAGCCAGUAUUUGGCGGUGCCACUGUAUUUACCGAUGCCAAAUCUACGGUGAUGCCAUCAAAGAACGAUGCCCUAUUCUGGUACAACCUACACAGAUUUGGUGAUGGCGACCCAAGAACUCGUCAUGCCGCAUGCCCAGUCCUUGUGGGAGUAAAAUGGGUCUCGAAUAAAUGGAUUCAUGAAAAAGGAAACGAAUUCCGUCGACCAUGUGGUUUGAAGAUUUCGGAUGCAGAGAGAUUUGUCGGUGAUCUUGGAUUUGGUCCUGAUCCAAAAUAUGCACCCAAUCUUAGCCCUGACCUCUCGAAAGACAUCUUCAGAGCUAUCUGAGCUAUCCUACAGACUAUUUAAUUGUUAUGUUUUCAAUUGUUUGUUUUCUCGGGUGUUACUACUUGUUCCGAAAUGCCUUGCCAAUUGAAUAUCUGCCAAAUCAUCGUAGAAGUGCUAGCUCACUACCUCAUCUGACUUUUGGGCAAGCUUGUUGAGUGCUAUAAUGUCAGGUGUGCGACUAAUAUAAUUAAGUUCCAUCGUUAAUAUCAUGUCUGACAUUUCUUUUCGACUGUAAUUAUAAUCGCAAGCAUAAUCAAAGAAUUUUAUUCAUGCUGCCAGCUUCUUGAUGGGAUUACACCGCAUAUG
Messenger RNA from Cylicocyclus nassatus, 1206 nucleotides. The record is from the annotation of a GenBank genome assembly. NCBI's taxonomy places the organism in Eukaryota, Metazoa, Nematoda, Chromadorea, Rhabditida, Strongylidae.